AUGGAUCCCUCCAACAACCCUUCUUCCGUCGAUAGUGCUGCUGCUGCUGCCGAGGCUGUUGCUGCUGCUGCCGCCGCUGUCGAUAGUGCUGCUGCUGCUGCCGCUGCUGCUGCUGCUGCCGCGGUGGCUGUCGGUUCUACUCUGAACAACAACAACGACGACGUCGUUAAUGAUGAUAAUGCCGCCGCUACAAACGCGGUUCCUAACAAUGACGAUCACCAGUCUCAUGAUGAUGUUAGUGCUGCUGCUGCUGGGGAUGAUGAAGACGACAUUGAUGAUGGUGAACUUCCUGGACCUCCAGAAUCGAUUGACCAUAGCAUUGUCCAACCUCCAGCCCCACCAGAACAAUCUUUUGCAACCAUCGAUGAAGCGAAAACUUAUAUCAUGAACUAUAUGGCGCACACCAACACCAAGUUGGUGAUUUAUCGGUCUAAUCGGUCUCGUGGCACCGUCAAUUACCGAUGCCAUAUGAGUAGUGGCGGUAAACAGCAUGGAGAAGAUUCUAAAGACAAGAAUUGCGCGUUCAACGUGUCGAUCAAACACGACCGGUACACCAACCGCUAUCAAUUAUCGGUUCCAUGUCCACUUCAUUCGCAUCCGGUGGCAGGAUACGACCCUUCAAGAAUCAAGUCGUUCGAGGCGGUGGAAACCAUCUUUGAUUUGGUGCACAGUAGCGGGAUUGUCGAUCCUGAAAAAGUCAAGACGGUGGUUCAGUCGAAAUUCGCGAUUUCCCCAGAAAUCGGCGAAAAAGACCAUGACAUUGAGCUCCGUAUUGCGUUGCAAUCAUUUGAUGAUUUGAGUAAAUUGAUUUAUAAGUUGCUUUAUUACGAGAACAUUAGUGAUUUCGAAAGCAUCAAGUUCUUUGUCGCCAACACUUUUAAAGUCUCCGGGCUUUCUGAUGAUACCAUCAGGAACGGUAUGCACCGGUGUUUCAAACUUAAAGCGUUUGUCGAUAAUAUUCUUGGUAAUGCCCCGAUUAGCCAAGUUAAUCGCCUGCUUCUUGAGGCGGCCAACAUGUUUUCUAGCUCCGAAAACAUUGAUCCAGAAAUUUCCAACGCCAUCGUCAAAGAAGAGAAUGAUAAACCCCACGAAAAUCAAUUGCAAAUGCCAUUUUCUUCGAAUGUUCUCAGUCAAGCAAUCGCCCUUUCUUCACUUAGUAACCAUCAACUUGCCAGUACCAUGAUGGAAUCAUUUAAGUCGGCUCGGGAAAAUGUUGGCCCCCAGGGAUCAGCGAUGGAUCCUCACCAACACCAGCACCAGCACCAGCAACAACAACAACAACAACACCAACACCAACUCCCUCACCAUAUUCCUCAUCAUCUUCCUCACCACCUUCCUCACCACCUUCCUAAUAAUAACAAUAACAACCAAAUGACAUCGGCGAACCAAGACUCUAUGGAAAUUCCUCCUCCGGUGGAACAAGAUUUCAAAACCAUGGAAAGUGCAAAGGCGUAUUUGAAGGCUUACAUGGCCGAGACCCAAGUAGGGCUUGUGAUUUAUAAAUCUGGCAAGAAUCGGGGUUACGCAUUAUAUCGAUGCGAGCGUGGGGGUACUCCAGCAGAAAACCUUGUGAAACGUCGGAGUAGUAUUAAGCAAGCCGCGAUCAACGUCAAUGAAAAGGGAGAGACCGUUGAUAGUUUAGGGAAAGUGAUCAAGAAACGGAAUAGACAAUCCCGGAAAUUGAAUUGUCCGUUCAAAGUCCACGUCAAGAUGGACAAAAAAACCAAUACUUAUAAGUUAUCGGUGCCAUCUGCCGAGCAUAACCAUCCUUUGGCUUACAAUAACUUGAAAGACCAUCCGAUCUUGAGAAAACGUACCGAUGAACAUAUCAAGUACAUGACCGACUUGUAUUUGCAAGGGAUGACCAAGCCUCAGUUCCUCAAGCGCAGAUUACAGGAACGGUUCCCUGAUUUGCAGAUCAUCGAUAAAGAUAUUUAUAACGAUAUCCGCAAAAUCAAAAUGAAUAUCAACGCCGAAAUCAACCAGCAAUUAAAAGAAUCGGGAAACGGGUUCCAAGUGCCGAAAUCUGAGAUCGCUACUGAUGCCGUGAUUCCUGCUACUGGUCAUAUGGGAGGUGCCGGAGGAAGUGCUGGGGUCACCCAUAAUAUGAGUUCUGCUGGUCAACAUAUGAGUGUUAGCCCUCAUCUUGGUGGGGCAAACCAUCACCAUCAUCAUAUGGGUUGA
This is a messenger RNA of Saccharomycopsis crataegensis, 2184 nucleotides long. It is a transcript of the gene MSS11, whose product is annotated as Mss11p. The coding region runs from base 1 to 2184 and encodes 727 amino acids. Lineage: Eukaryota; Fungi; Ascomycota; Saccharomycetes; Ascoideales; Saccharomycopsidaceae. The transcript has a single exon. The record is from RefSeq and is a predicted model, not a curated record.